AAGAAGAGAGAAGAAAGAACAAAACAAGGAAGAAGCACUGGCUAGUUAGCAUCUAUGAUUAUCAUAAUGAGCUAAAGCGUCCUGCAUUGUAGUAACCACAGCUACUUUGUUUACUUUAACCAGACGGGUUUUGUCUGACAGCUGCAGUGGACACUGACAACUAUUAUGAAGUUGCUUUAAAUAAGAAAUAACAGUUGUUUUACCCACAUUAACAAUGUUUGGCAAGUCGUAUCAGCUGCUCCCUCAGAGGGACUCGAGGACUCCUGGCUUGUUUGUGGACACUCACAGCUUCACACAGCGAGGUUACCACAAAGGUUUAUCAUUUGACAACUUCCCCAAUGUGUCCGAAAACGACUUCACUGAUACCUCCCAAGGAUGGCUGUCCUGGAUUUGCAACCUGAUUGUCAUCUUCCUUGUCUACGUCUGCACCUUUAUAACAUUUCCUAUAUCAGGAUGGUUUGUACUGAAAACGGUGCCUAACUACCAGAGGGUAGUGGUGUUUCGUCUGGGUCGAGUUGGUCCUCCUAAGGGCCCUGGUAUUGUCCUUGUGCUACCCUUCAUUGACCAGUGGCAGAGAGUUGACCUGCGCACCCGUGCUUUCAACAUCCCUCCUUGCCGGGUGAAUACUCUGGAUGACGGUUUGUUGGCAGUGGGAGCAGACAUCCAGUUCAGGAUCUGGAACCCCGUCAUGUCAGUACUAUCAGUCCAGGAUCUGAACGCCUCGACCAGGAUGACGGCACAGAAGGCUAUGACCUACACCCUGGCCAAGAAGACUGUCAGGGAGAUCCAAACUCAGAGAGUUAAACUUGGAGAAUAUCUCGUGAUGGACAUAAAUGAGAUGACUCGACCCUGGGGGCUGGAGGUGGACAGGGUAGAGCUUACCCUGGGCUCUCUACUAAAAGCACCAGGGGAAGGCCUCUCUGGACCCCUCAUCGUGCCUCCUUCUGUGCCUCCUUCUGUGCCUCCUUCUGUGCCUGGACUGGAAGGCAUCACUGGCCCCAUUCAGCAGUUGGCCAUGCACUUUCUGGGCAACAUUUCACAGCCUCAACAAGAGGACUGCAUAACUUUUACAGAUGAGUUCAGCAGUGCCCCUCUGGCAGUUGUGGCCACACCAGUUUCUGUUGAAGAGCUGCUUGGCGAGGUCAAGCUCCUGCUCUCGGAAACUUUGGUCCACCAGGUUGGGGCCAGCUUCCAGUUUGAAAUAAGCUCGGAAGACGGACAACAUCAAAGUUACUAUGUGGAUUUGAGCCAAGGUAGCGGUGCCGCUGGAGCAGGGUCCUUGUUCAGAGAGCCAGAUGUGACACUGAGCAUGAGUGACAGCGACCUUCUGGCCAUGUUCCUGGGCGGACUACAACCAUUUUCUGCUUACACCAGUGGCAGACUCAAAAUCCAGGGAGACAUUAAGACUGCCAUGAGGCUGGAAGAACUCAUAAAGCUACUUAAGAAAUAGCUUUCAUAGUAGCAUUCGUAUACAUAUUUAUGAAAUCUUUAAGUUGAACUGUACAGAACAUGCUGUUCAUGUAUACAUUUGUUUUAAACUGAGUGUCUGUUAUGGCCUUGUCUUUCUUCACAAAUCAAAGCAAAUGCUUGUUUACAAGACAAACUUCCUGAAGGUCUUCAGGCUUUAUAUUACUUGGCAUAGUCUCACUUUUUAUUUACAGAUGAUUACAGGUUGGUAUGAUACAAGAUAACAUUUUCAGUAAGUAAUGCUGAAUACACUGUGGUGUAUUCUAUUAGGCUGUUCGAUUGGAGACUGCUGUUCAUGUAUACAUUGAUUACAUUUGUUUUAAAC
Messenger RNA from Sebastes umbrosus (honeycomb rockfish), 1792 nucleotides. It is a transcript of the gene stoml1, whose product is annotated as stomatin (EPB72)-like 1. NCBI's taxonomy places the organism in Eukaryota, Metazoa, Chordata, Actinopteri, Perciformes, Sebastidae. The coding region runs from base 215 to 1450 and encodes 411 amino acids. The transcript is spliced from 7 exons. The record is from RefSeq and is a predicted model, not a curated record. Gene Ontology annotation, cellular component: plasma membrane.